This is a messenger RNA of Pangasianodon hypophthalmus (striped catfish), 10754 nucleotides long. It is a transcript of the gene celsr1b, whose product is annotated as cadherin EGF LAG seven-pass G-type receptor 1b. Gene Ontology annotation, molecular function: calcium ion binding; G protein-coupled receptor activity. The transcript has 35 exons. NCBI's taxonomy places the organism in Eukaryota, Metazoa, Chordata, Actinopteri, Siluriformes, Pangasiidae. The record is from RefSeq and is a predicted model, not a curated record. Gene Ontology annotation, biological process: homophilic cell-cell adhesion; G protein-coupled receptor signaling pathway; cell surface receptor signaling pathway. Bases 196 to 9435 code for a protein of 3079 amino acids. Gene Ontology annotation, cellular component: plasma membrane.
CCGAUUCACUUAAAGGAGUCGUUUGAGAAGAAAGCAACGAUUCGUUCGCGAGUCAUCCAUCACUAACGGCAGCAUGGUGCGAUCCGCCGGCGACUUCUGGAGUACAUCUAGUUAUUUAUCUAUAAUAUUUAACCAUUCGAGGAUUAAUCUCUUAACUUGUUCGGAUUAAGUUUUCCGGAUGAGGAGUUAUGAGCCAUGGAAGAACUAAUGAAAUGGAUUUGGUUUGGGAUACUUCUUCGCGUCCCGUUGUAUGGAUGCUUUGAGCUACACAUUUCGGAGUCCCUUCAGCCUGGAGUCGCGCUGGUAAACGCCUCUCUCGGACCGGGAUGGACUUACAGAGUAGACAGGAGUUUAACGCCUCACUCACUCGGACACUGUGUGCAGGUUGGGAGAGGGGACGGAGUUGUGACUCUCACCCGUAAACUUCACUGUUCACUCUUUGCGAGACGUGCAGUCCCGCUGUUCUUAAGGGUCACAUCACUGACGUCGGAAAACUUUGUGUUGAUUCAUUUCAACACGUUUGUUCACGGUCAGAACUGCUUUAUUAAAUACAGAAGGAAAGGUCCGAAGCGUAAACCGGACGCAUAUAUUUAUCUACAUUCUGGAAAUGGGGAGUGCUUCAGCUCGGGCACAUUGCCCACAAUUCUGCAUGAACAUUUACCCAAGUUUACGCGAGACUCGCAAACGCUUCGAGCUUCUUGCGAGGAGAAAGACAGAGAGAACACAAACACUGGGCAUAUAAACUUUACCACUGAGCGCUGCCUGCCUCAUGAUGCCAGGUUUCUCUGCACCGUGCCCAGUUCACGGGAAAGUGUGUUAGUUUUGGGAGUAACAUUGCAGUUUGGCAUGCAGGGGCGUCACACUGUGGGAAACAGUGGAACUGACUACCCAAGACCCCAAGGUGGAGGGGGCUCUAAAGGGGCCUGGGCUGAAAAAAUAACAUUUUCAAGAGAUGGCAGGAAGGUCCACAAAGAAUACAUUAGCACUGGGUACAGAACUUUAUUGAACACGCCUGUUGACACCACCUAUGCUCUGGGUUUGUUUGAGAAUGGCGAGCGUUGGUUGCAGGACACAUGGGCUAGACGUAAAAAACGAAACACCAACUCAGCUCCGCAGUUUCAGCUGCCCAAUUACCAGGUUUCCAUACCUGAGAAUGAGCCGCCUGGAACCCGAGUAAUUACGCUUAAAGCCUUUGACUCUGAUGACGGAGAUGCAGGAGUACUUGAAUAUGACAUGGAAGCUCUGUUUGACAGCAGAUCUAACGAUUACUUUCAGAUCAAUCCAGAGACAGGUGGCAUUACAACUCUGCAGUCUUUAGACAGGGAAGUUAAAGACACCCAUGUGUUUAAAGUCAUGGCAACCGACAAGGGGAGCCCAAAGAGGUCAGCAACAGCUUAUCUGACAAUCACGGUCAGUGACACAAAUGACCACAGGCCAGUGUUCGAGCAGACUGAGUAUAGGGUCAGCAUCCGAGAAAAUGUAGAGGUGGGUUUUGAAGUGAUGACGAUCCGAGCCACCGAUGGAGAUGCUCCCUCCAAUGCCAACAUGAUAUACAAGAUUGUGAAUGAGGCUAAUGUGAACAAGGUCUUUGAAAUUGAUCCAAGGAAUGGUUUGGUAAAAACCAAGAUUCGUCCGGACAGAGAGAUCCGCUCACACUAUCAGCUUAUAGUGGAGGCCAAUGACCAAGGUAGAGAUCCUGGGCCACGCAGUGCUACGGCCACUGUACAUAUCACUGUGGAGGAUGAGAACGAUAACUUCCCUCAGUUCAGUGAGAAAAGAUAUGUUGUCCAAGUUCUCGAGAAUGUGGCUGUCAACUCCGAAGUAGCUCGGGUCAAGGCCACAGACAAAGAUGCUGGAAAUAAUGCUAAAGUGCAUUACAGCAUAAUCAGUGGGAAUGUAAAGGGACAGUUCUACAUUCAUUCCCCAACAGGUAUCAUUGAUGUCAUUAACUCUCUUGAUUAUGAGAUGAUAAGGGAGUAUAAUUUGCGGAUAAAAGCUCAGGAUGGUGGUCGGCCACCUCUCAUUAACAGCACAGGUAUGGUUGUUGUGCAGGUCGUGGAUGUGAAUGAUAAUGCUCCGAUGUUUGUCAGCACACCUUUUCAAGCUUCAGUGCUGGAGAACGUUCCCAUUGGUUACUCUGUGAUACACAUUCAAGCUAUCGAUGCAGAUUCGGGGAAUAAUGCUCAUUUGGAGUACCUACUCACAGACACAUCACCUAGCUUUCCCUUUAUCAUCAACAACAGUACAGGGUGGAUUACAGUCAGUAUGGAGCUGGACAGAGAGACCACCGAGUUUUAUACUUUUGGUGUGGAGGCAAGGGAUCAUGGAGUUCCUGUGAUGUCAUCCUCAGCCAGUGUGAGUGUAACAGUGUUGGACGUGAAUGACAAUGUUCCUACCUUCACACAGAAAUUGUAUAAUCUGAAGAUUAAUGAGGAUGCUCCAGUGGGGGCCAGUGUGCUCACAGUCACAGCCAUUGACAGGGAUGUGAACAGUGUGGUAACCUACCAGAUAUCUAGUGGGAACACGCGGAAUAGGUUUGCCAUCACCAGUCAGAGCGGUGGUGGGCUUAUUACUUUAGCCUUGCCGCUGGACUACAAACAGGAACGGCAGUAUAUUCUCAUCGUAAUGGCUUCAGAUGGUACACGCUUUGACACGGCACAGAUUUUCAUCAAUGUUACCGAUGCCAACACUCAUCGGCCUGUGUUUCAGAGUGCCAACUACCAAGUGUUACUGAGUGAGGAUAGGCCUGUGGGUUCCACUGUUGUGGUCAUCAGUGCUACAGAUGAAGACACUGGUGAGAAUGCACGCAUUACUUAUGUGAUGGAGGACAACGUGCCUCAGUUUAAAAUUGACCCUGAUACUGGUGCCAUUACAACUCAAAUCGAGAUUGACUAUGAAGAUCAAGCCUCGUACACACUGGCCAUCAUCGCUCGAGACAAUGGCAUUCCCCAGAAGUCUGACACCACCUAUGUAGAGAUCAUAGUGCUUGAUGCCAAUGACAAUGCACCCCAGUUUCUGAGUGCUAUCUACCAAGGCACUGUGUUUGAGGAUGCACCUGUGUACACAAGUGUACUUCAAGUCUCUGCAUCAGACAGAGAUUCAGGCUCAAAUGGCAGGGUGAGCUAUACAUUUCAGGGAGGGGAUGAUGGUGAUGGUGAUUUCUUUAUUGAGCCGUACUCAGGGAUAAUCAGAACAGCCAGGAAAUUGGACAGGGAAAAUGUAGCCACCUACAACCUCAAGGCUUUUGCAGUGGACAAAGGAGUCCCCCCUCUGAAAGCAGCAGUGGAUAUCCAAGUCUCAGUGCUAGACAUUAAUGACAAUGCUCCUGUGUUUAAAAAGGAUGAGUUAUAUAUCUAUGUGGAGGAGAACAGCUCUGUGGGUUCCACUCUGGCACGUGUCAGCGCCACAGAUCCCGAUGAGGGAACAAAUGCUCAAAUCCUAUAUCAGAUUGUCGAGGGUAAUGUUCCUGAAAUCUUCCAGCUGGACAUCUUUAAUGGGGAUCUAAUUGCUCUCACUGAUCUGGACUAUGAGACCAAGAUGGAGUACCUGAUUGUAGUUCAGGCCACAUCAGCCCCACUGGUCAGCAGGGCCAUUGUACACAUUUGCCUUGUGGAUGUUAAUGACAACUAUCCCAUUCUGCAGGAUUUUGAGAUCAUAUUUAACAACUACAUCACUAAUAAAUCCAAUAGCUUCCCUGCAGGUGUCAUUGGGAAGGUUCCUGCACAUGACCCAGACGUGUCUGAUAAGCUCCUCUUCAUUUUUGUAGAGGGGAAUGAGCUCAAUUUGCUGAUUCUAAACCAGGACACAGGAGAGCUAAAGCUGAGCAAAGACUUGGACAACAACAGACCCCUGGAGGCCACUAUGAGAGUGACUGUGUCAGAUGGUCUCCACCAUGUCUCUGCUCUUUGCACUCUCCGCGUUGCCAUCAUCACAGAUGACAUGUUGACGAAUAGUAUCACCGUGCGACUGGAGAACAUGUCCCAGGAGCGCUUCCUCUCAUCGCUGCUCAGCCUAUUCGCAGAGAGCGUAGCUGCUGUACUGUCCACCAGCCGCAAUGGCGUGUUCAUCUUCAACGUACAGAAUGACACGGAUGUGGACACGAGGGUCCUCAAUGUUACCUUCUCAGCCCUGCUGCCAGGUGGCACUCCUGGUCGCUUCUACCCCACUGAGGAGCUCCAGGAGCAGCUGUACUUGAACCGCACGCUGCUGACGCUCAUUUCUUCACAACACGUCCUCCCCUUCGAUGACAACAUCUGCCUGCGUGAGCCCUGUCAGAAUUACAUGAAGUGUGUGUCAGUGCUGAAGUUUGACAGUUCAGCUCCCUUUGUGGCUUCCAGCACGGUACUCUUCAGGCCCAUCCACCCUGUAAACGGCCUGCGCUGCCGCUGUCCAGAUGGUUUUACUGGAGAUUACUGCGAGACAGAGAUAGACCUGUGCUACUCUGCACCGUGCAAAAACAACGGGAGGUGCCAUAGCCGCGAAGGGGGAUACACCUGCGAGUGCCUUGAGGAUUUUACAGGUGAGAACUGCGAGGUGAGCUCUCGAUCAGGCCGCUGUGUAUCGGGUGUGUGUAAGAAUGGAGGUCGCUGUGUGGACCUGCUGGUUGGGGGGUUUAUGUGCCAGUGUCCUGAAGGAGAAUUUGAGAAGCCCUACUGUCAGAUGAGCACACGCAGCUUUCCUGGGAACGCAUUCGUCACCUUCAGGGGCCUGAGGCAGAGGUUUCACUUCACACUAUCCUUCAUGUUUGCCACUAGAGAGAGAAAUGCACUGUUACUCUAUAAUGGAAGGUUUAAUGAAAAGCAUGACUUUAUUGCUGUGGAGAUUGUAAACGAGCAAAUCCAACUCACUUUCUCUGCUGGAGAGAGUAAGACCACGGUGGCGCCGUUCGUACCUGCUGGAGUGAGCGAUGGUCAGUGGCACACAGUGUGGCUGCAUUACUACAACAAGCCUAACAUUGGACGCACUGGCCUCCCUCAUGGUCCUUCUGAGGAGAAAGUUGCCGUGGUUGCUGUGGACGAUUGCGAUGUGGCCAUGGCCGUACGCUUCGGUGGUCAGAUCGGAAACUACACAUGUGCAGCCCAGGGCACCCAGACAGGCCAGAAGAAGUCUCUGGAUCUCACAGGCCCUUUGCUCCUGGGUGGAGUUCCUGACCUCCCUGAGGAUUUCCCAGUAAGAAACCGAGAUUUUGUGGGCUGCAUACGGAACCUCACGAUCGACAGCCAAACCACUGACAUGGCCAGCUUCGUUGCUAACAACGGCACUGCUGCAGGUUGUCUGGCAAAGAGUAAUUUCUGCAGCAGCAGUGUGUGUCACAACGGAGGGCUGUGUGUGAACAAGUGGAACACAUGCUCCUGUAAAUGUCCGCUGGGUUAUGGAGGAAAGAACUGUGAGCAAGUGAUGCUCUCACCGCAGCGAUUUAAUGGUCAUGCCCUGGCUUCAUGGAGUGACCCUGACAUCACUAUAACGAUCCCGUGGUACAUCGGCCUGAUGUUUCGUACCCGUAAAAGUGCUGGUACUCUGCUCCAGGCCAGUGCUGGGGAGCUGUCUAAAUUCAGCUUACUGGUCAGUAACAUGCACGUGCGUUUCCAGGUGUUCGUAGGCGCACGGCGUGUGGCUCUGCUGGAUUUUCCACAGGUACGGGUCAGUGAUGGUGAGUGGCAUCACAUCCUGGUGGAGCUGAAGAGUGGAAAAGAUGGAAAGGACAUUAAGUACAUGGCCCUGGUCUCUCUGGACUACGGAAUGUUCCAGAGGACAGUGGAAAUUGGAAAUGAGUUACCAGGACUGAAGCUGAAGAGUCUGUAUGUUGGAGGCUUGAUGAAAAAUGACGGCUCUGUGCUAAAUGGCUUUACUGGCUGCAUGCAGGGCGUACGGAUGGGAGAGACCUCCACCAACACGGGGAACAUUAACAUGCAUCAGGCUCUGAGGGUGAAGGUGAAGGACGGAUGUGACGUACCUGACGCGUGUAUGUCCAGUGUGUGUCCCACACACAGCCGCUGCAGAGACAACUGGGCCUCACGGUCCUGUGUGUGUGAGCCAGGUUACUUUGGGAGCGACUGUGUGGAUGCGUGCUUGCUGAACCCGUGUGAACACACAUCCAGCUGUGUGCGCAAGCCUCUCAGCAAACAUGGUUACACCUGUGAGUGUGGACACAACUACUACGGGCAGUACUGCCAGCACAGAGGAAACCAGCCGUGUCCUCGUGGAUGGUGGGGUUACCCAAGCUGUGGCCCAUGCAACUGUGAUGUGAACAAAGGUUUCAAAAGAGACUGCAACAAGACGACGGGUGUGUGCAGCUGCAAGGAUAAUUACUACCGGCUACCAGGAAGUGACACCUGUUCUGCGUGUGAGUGUUUCCACCUGGGAUCUAACUCUCGUACCUGCGACCCUGUGACUGGGCAGUGUCCGUGUAAAAUUGGGGUGGUGGGACGUCAGUGUAACCGCUGUGACAACCCCUUUGCUGAGGUGACCUCUAGCGGCUGUGUGGUGGUUUACGACAGUUGCCCUAAGGCCUUUGAUGCAGGCAUCUGGUGGCCCAGAACAAUGUUUGGUGGCCCUGCAGCAGCAAACUGCCCCAAAGGAUCUAGUGGCACAGCUGUUCGCCACUGCAGUGAUAAGGAGGGCUGGCUUCCCCCAGAGCUCUUCAACUGCACCUCUCUCACCUUCACCAAGCUCAGGAAAGAGAGUGAAGAGCUUCACGCCAACUCCUCCAGACUGGAUGUGGAGAGGUCAAAAAGCCUGGCGGCCAUGUUGCGCAGUGCCACAGAGAGCACAGAGCGACUGUAUGGGAGUGACGUGAGGACGGCGUACCAGCUGAUGAGCAGCAUCCUGCAGCAUGAAAGUCUGCAGCAGGGGUUCGACCUGUCUGCCACACAUCAUUCCACCUUUAAUGAGGACAUGGUAAGAGCAGGCAGUGCUAUCCUGGACCCGGUCAAUAAAGGUCACUGGGAGCAGAUCCAGCACUCAGACGGAGGCUGUGCUGACCUGCUGCAUCAUUUUGAGGAGUAUGCCAACACCUUGGUCCAGAACAUGAGGAAGACCUACCUGAAACCCUUCACCAUCGUCACAGACAACAUGAUUUUUGCGAUGGACAUUCUGGAUUCCUCCUCUCUGAGCCAGGCCGAGAUCCCUCACUUUCAGGAGAUAAAGGAGGUCUAUUCCAAAGAGCUGGAGUCCUCUGUGAUUUUCUCACACUUGUUUAUGAGGCCAGCAGGAAGCCAAGACAUUGCUACCACAGAACCUCCUGUACAGAGUGAUCCUUCAAUUCCACAUGUUGGUCCUGAAGGAACAGAAUCUCCCUCUCUCAUUGCUCCUGGGCCAUCAGCUAAGAAACGGCGACAUUCUGAGAUUGCAGAGUCUCCAAGUGUUGCAUUGGUGAUCAUCUACAGAUCUUUAGGCCAGCUUCUACCUGAGAACUACGACCCGGACCGGAGCACUCUUAGACUACCCACUCGUCCAGUUAUUAACAGCCCUGUAGUGAGUGUGAUAGCACACCAGGAGGGAGAGAGCACCUCUCCUCUACUACACACACCCAUCACACUGAUGUUCAGACUGCUGGAGACACAGGAGAGAACUAAACCUGUGUGUGUCUUCUGGAACCACUCUAUUCCGGUGGGCCGCUCAGGCUCCUGGUCCUCUAAAGGCUGUGAACUGGUCUUCAGGAACGCCACACACAUCAGCUGCCAGUGUAACCACAUGACCAGCUUUGCUGUCCUCAUGGAUAUCUCCAAAAGAGAGCACGGAGAUGUCCUGCCCCUGAAGGUGGUGACCUACACUACUGUCUCCUCCUCCCUGGUGGCCCUCCUCAUCACCUUCCUCCUUCUGGCUAUUCUGCGUAAACUGCGCUCCAACCUGCACAGCAUCCACAAAAACCUGGUGGCAGCCAUCUUCCUCUCUGAGCUCAUCUUCCUCACUGGCAUCAAUCAGACUGACAGCCCGUUUGUGUGUACAGUGGUGGCCAUUCUGCUGCAUUACUCCUAUAUGUGUACAUUCGCCUGGAUGUUCGUGGAGGGGCUGCACAUUUACCGUAUGCUGACAGAGAUGCGUAAUGUCAACCACGGCCAAAUGAGAUUCUAUUACGCCAUUGGCUGGGGCUUUCCUGCCAUCAUCACAGGUCUGGCAGUGGGAUUGGAUCCUCAGGGUUAUGGGAAUCCAGACUUCUGCUGGCUUUCUGUUCAUGACACUCUUAUCUGGAGCAUCACAGGACCCAUCUCCUUUGUAGUGCUGAUAAACAUUGUGAUAUUUGUACUGGCAGCGAAGGCUUCUUGUGGACGGAGAAGUCAGAGUGAGACAUCAGCAGCAAUCUCUGCCCUGCGUAUGGCUGUCCUGCUGUUGCUGCUCAUCAGUGCCACCUGGCUGCUCGGCCUGAUGGCUGUUAACAGUGAUGUACUCACCUUCCAUUACCUGUUCGCCAUCCUGAGCUGCCUGCAGGGUAUUUGCAUAUUUUUCUUUCACUGUAUCCUCAACAAAGAUGUGAGGACGAACCUGAAGAGUGUUUUGGGUGGGAAGAAGGUACCAGCGGAGGAGUCCUCUGCCACCCAUGCCACUCUGCUCACUCGCUCUUUCAACGGAAAUGCAUACACAGAGGAUGGCUGUCUGUACCGCACACCGAUCGGAGAGUCCACAGUGUCCCUGGAGAACUCAGCCAGAUCAGGCAAAAGCCACGGGAGCAGCUACAUCACCUACACACUCAGGGGUGAGCAGAAGUGCAGUGUCUCCCAGAGCAGCAGAAAAUCAAAAUGUGGUGGAGACUCUUCUUUAAUCUUCAAAAAGAGCAAGAGAAAAGAAGACUCUGAUUCAGACAGUGAACUCUCAGUGGAUGAGCACAGCAGCUCGUAUGCUUCAUCCCACUCGUCUGACAGUGAGGAAGAGAAGAAGAGAUCCAAGCCUAAGUGGAAUAACGAGAGGAGUCCAGUUCACAGCACUCCAAAAGUUGAUGCUCUGGCAAAUCACAUGAAGCCUUGCUGGUCAGUAGAGCACUCCAUAGCCAGUGAGAGGGAGGGGACGGGUGGCCUGGAUAAAUUACGGGUUCAUACCAAAGCCAGGGUGGAGCUCCAGCAGUCCAAUAAGCUCAAACCAAAUGGAGAUCUUUCACCAAGUGAAGGCCCUCCCAGUCAGCCAAGCAGCACACAGCUGCCCAGAAAAGGCAUUUUAAAGAACAAAAUCACAUACCCUCCUCCACUGACCGACAAGAACCUGAAGAACCGUUUGCGAGAGAAGCUGGGUGACUACAACUCCUCCACCAUUUCGUAUAAGAGUCCCUCAAUAGGAUCAAAUGAAGGCCUGCACUGUGGCACUGAGACUGACAGUAUAAUUAUUGAAGCCCCAGCGCUUCCACUCACCAACCCACUGAACACGGUCACAAUGGAGCCCAGCAAGAGUCCUGCGUUUGUGGAGGAAGACACAGGCUCAGAUGCAAGCAAUGAAACCUCAAUCUGAAGCUGAAAUGUAGCUGCUCAGGACCUUCGUAUUUGUGAAGGACAGCUACCAGCUGCAGAUCACUAUGCUCCUAUGGAGAACAGUAUUGCUUCAGAACUUUAUUCUGUCUGCAAAAGAAAAGGGGAAGAAAGUGGAAACUGUUACUUUAAACCAAGCUGGACGUAUAGAUCCUAACAUGCCACUCUACAGAGCUGACCAGGAUUUGUUAUUAAAAAAAUAAUAAUGUUGGGAUGAAUGUUUUGGAGUCAGCAACCCAACGUGGCAUUGUUCAUACUUGGUCUUGUCCUGGUCUGCCAUAAUUACAUAAUCAAGUUGCGACUGUCCCUGUAAAAAAAAAUCCUUUCACAGACUUAAUCAGUCUAAAAAAUGUAAGUAAUAUGUAUAGUAGGUCUUUUCCACUUCUGCUGUUUAUAGGAAUUUUGUAUAAUUGGUUGUAAUUUUCCCCUGUAAGAAUUUGCCAAUAUUGAAUGUUACUUAUGUUUGCUGUUACUUUUUUAUUUUAUUAUUAUUAUUUUGAACAUUGUGUUCUAUAUGACUGUGGACUGUUCCAGUGUUUUAGUGAAAUGAAGGAGUCCAACACUGGUUCAAACAUACUGUGAUGCUCUAAGGAACAAACAUUUAUUAUACUGGAUGCUGUUUUUCUACCUUUACACCUUUUUAUAAUGCACACCACACAGUGUUUUGAAGUUGAAUGUGUAGAACAUGCCUUAAUUUCAAUGUUUAUGUUACAUUUGUUAGAGGAAUGGGCAGUUCUCUGAUUCAUUUUCAAAGAGGAUAUUUGGCCUCUGCAAAACAAGAAGGAUAAAUGACCCCUCUUCCUUCAUUAUCUGCUUCAGGGAGCAUUUUAUGUUUGUUCAUCUCCUACUUUGUUUUGGUUGCUGUGGAUGUAAUGGCCAAAAUGUAACUGCAAAUCAGCUCAAGGCAAAGCCAGAUGACAGAGAGAAGUUUUUUUUUCCCAAUUGCAACAGUAUUUAAUUUUUUCAAGAGUUGAUUUUGGGUAAAUUAUGGCCAAAUAUUGUUAGUAAAAUGGAGGAGAAUAUAUGUGAGCAACAUGAUGUAAAACUGUAGGAACUGUAACAGGAAGGGGAAGUGACUAAGGGAUGUACGAGAAGGACUUUUUUUAAAAAAAAAAAAUUAAAAUCAUUUUUCACAUGUUUCUAAAGACAGUUUUCUUUGGUUUUUAAUCAGAGUUUUCUCAGUUUACUUCUAUUUGCUUAUAGGCAGUCAGACACUGGAUACAGAUGUGAAAGUUGUAAAUUCAUACAUUUGCACUGAAAUCAUAGUCUGUAAAUAAACAUCAUGAAAGUUUUUUAUAUAAA